AUGAAGCCAUCCGUUCCGCUCUCAUAUUCCAUCGCCCAAGGCUCUCCUCACAGCGGCCAAUAUGCACCUGAAAACAUACUCGUCGACAAUCCAUCCGACCAAUCAAGCAGAUGGAGUGGUGCAGCAACACAUGGCGCUACAAAACAAUGGAUACUUUUACGUCUCGACUCGCUCGCUGUUGUCAAAAGCAUAACUUUUGGAAAGCACAUUAAAGCUCAUCCAUGCAACGUGAAGGAAUUCCAGAUAUCCGUUGGGAUGACAGAAGACAAUAUGACUGAAAUAUUUCGUGGCGUACUCAAGAACGACAGUAUACCCGAAACGUUCUCUAUUCGACAUACCAAUAGCUCGGGCGUGUGCUUUCCUACGUGCUUCGUGAAGAUAAUACCCAUAUCCUCCCAUUCGCCCUGGUUUUCAUCCUUCAAUAUGGUUCAUCUCCUUGGACAGGCAUCUCAGACCACGCAUAUAUCCAGAACGUCCAAAAAGAGUAUGACGAAUUUCGCGAAACAACUGCCCUCCGGCUCAUCCUCAAGCACCUCCGGCAACGCCGACUUCUCUCUCCCUACGCAACCAUCCUCGAGCGCGCCGGGCUCCGUGUUGAGCAUCCCGCUAGUGUCUGAACUUUACGAUGCUAUCGUUCUGCGCGGGAAGCUGGGACGACGCCGAGCGACUCCUCGUACAAAUCUCGGAUGCGGGGCUCUUUACGGACGGCUCCAUGGUACUAAUGCAGACGGGGACGUCCCUUGCCCUCGCGGUGGGCACGCCAUGUGUAUCGACACUGCGCGGAGCAUCAUCUACCUCUUUGGUGGCUGGGACGGCCAGAAGAGUUUGGAUGAUUUCUGGGCAUACGAUAUCAAGGAUGACAAGUGGCGCGUUCUUUGCCAUAGUACCUCUUCAGAGCAGAAUGCACCAGGGGCGCGGUCUUGCCAUAAGAUGGUGUUUGAUUCCAAGACUGGGAGUAUAUAUGUGUUUGGGAGAUUGGGAGAUGGUGAUUCGUUGAGGCCCUCUAGCGAAGCGAGGACGGAGACUGCGACUCCUUCGGCUCCUGCUGUGCCCUGUUCGGAAUUUUAUAGGUAUCAUACUCGUGGCGCGGAUUCUGGGAAGUGGGAUUAUCUGGCUUUUGAUACUGCGGCAUCAGGCGGGCCACCGCUGAUAUUUGAUCAUCAAAUGGUUAUGGAUAGUGAUGCUCAGAUUGUGUAUAUCUUUGGCGGGCGAGUUGUAGACGACGAUGUGGCUGUCAAGUAUUCGGGACUUUACAGUUACAACACCCUUCGGGCAAGAACAUUCCUUCUCGCUUCGGACAUUCAAUGGUACUCGAGCCAACGACGAAAGACGCUGUUCAUCUUUGCUGGCCAACGGGAUGAUAAGUACUUGUCUGAUAUGUAUGCCUACGACAUCGCCACCAACACCGUCACGGAACUAUUCUCGAAUUUCACUGCUUCUGGAGGACCGGAUGCAUGUUUCACUCAACGAGCCGUCAUUGAUCCUCGCCUGAAGGAGCUAUACAUAUUCUGUGGUCUUACGCGAGCCCCUCAUGCUGGUUCACUGACCGUUCUCCCAUCAGAACCGCCGAAUUGGGUUUUCCGGUAUCAUACACGACCGGGACAAUGGGUGAAAGUUCUUCCUGAACAGCAGGAGCGAAAGAGUCGCCAUCCGUGUCAAGAACCUGUUCCCCGGUAUGCGCAUCAGGUGGUGUAUGACCCAAGUACGAAGACGGUGUUCAUGCAUGGUGGGAAUGCGGGUAUCACUGGGGCUAUGGAGCGUGCUGUUGAUGGCGAGGAAGGCGGUAAGGAGACGCGGCUUGAUGAUUUUUGGCGUAUGAACCUUGUUCGACCCGCAGUCAAGGAGAUUAUACGCAGAGCGAAAUUCCGACUUCGACAACAACAGUUCCGGGAAAUGAGUGAGACAGUAUCCCAAGUAAAAGCUCUAGCGUUCUUGCAAACGGAGGUGUCGAGCGUCGUAGACCACAAUGAUCCAACAGAAACGGAAUUAUUCCGGUCCUUGCUCACGCAUCUGUUGACGCCACAGUCGCCUACGCCAGUAGCCAAAAAGUACCCGUCGGAGCACGAGGACUCGCCGCCUCGAAAGCGCUCGCGGCCAAAUACACCCGAGGAUGAUACGGACUCGGAAGAAUGGGUAUGGAGCGUCUAUCGAUUAAUGGUGAUUCGCUCCGGCAGGGCUGCGGACCCCGUCGAGUCGGAGGGGGAGAUGGACGCUGAGCGGUUUAAGCAGAGGACUGAGGUGUUUGAGGAGCUGUUGGGGUAUGUGUCGAGUGGUGCGAAGCAGCCUGGGGGGAGUUUGUUGGAUAUGGUUGAUGCUGAUUGUUUGUGA
Molecule: messenger RNA, 2328 nt
Organism: Desarmillaria tabescens
Lineage: Eukaryota; Fungi; Basidiomycota; Agaricomycetes; Agaricales; Physalacriaceae
Product: Muskelin N-terminus-domain-containing protein
Exons: 13
Coding region: 1-2328 (775 amino acids)
Cellular component (GO): cytoplasm
Molecular function (GO): protein binding
Source: RefSeq, a predicted model, not a curated record